Molecule: messenger RNA, 936 nt
Organism: Kogia breviceps (pygmy sperm whale)
Lineage: Eukaryota; Metazoa; Chordata; Mammalia; Artiodactyla; Physeteridae
Source: RefSeq, a predicted model, not a curated record
AUGCAGCCCACAGGAAUGGGCAUGGUGGUUGCAGGUCUUCCUCGUGAGUGCUCGGUGGAGGCCCAAGGAGACGAGGUGGCAGCCCUGAAGUCAGUGGAUCUGCAUGAAUUUGGAAAUUUUCAAAACCAAUUUGCUGUGGACUUGCACAAGAAUAUCAACAUCCAGUGGCAAAAGCAUGGUUACCCCUUGAUUGGAUCACUGACCUAUUCAGUCAAAGCGAUUGAGUACAUCGUUCGCGUUGCUGACAGAACUGGAGGAGAAAAAAAUACCGUCAUUGUUAUUUCUCUGGGCCAGCACUUCAGACCCUUUCCCAUUGAUGUUUUUACCCGAAGGGCUCUCAGUGUCCAUGACGCAGUUCAGCGCCUUCUUCUGAGAAGCCCAGACACUGUGGUUAUCAUCAAGGCAGAAAACAUCAGGGAGAUGCACAGUGAUGUGGAGAGAUUUAGUGACUUUCAUGGUUACAUCCAAUAUCUUGCCAUAAAGGACAUUUUUCAGGAUCUCAAUGUGGGCAUUAUUGAUGCCUGGGAUAUAACAAUUGUAUAGGGCACAAAUAAUGUCCACCCACCCCAAUCUGUAGUCAGAAAUCAGAUUAAUAUAUUGUUAAACUUUAUUUGCUAGAUAAAACAUAUCACUUUAAUUUAUUCACUUAAUUAAAGACAUCUAUUAAGUGUUUGCUAUCAUGCCAGCUGCUGUUGGCUCUGAACUCUCAAUUAGCAAGAGAAAAUCUGCACUAUGGCUGAUUUAUUAACCAGCAACUCAACCAAAUCAGUUAUUUCUAAUUUGGGCUUCCACUUACAAAUAAACACAAAAAUACUUAUGAAAAGGAGCUACCCUUCUUGAUCAGAGUCAUGACACUUUGCACAAGCAGGAAGUCAAGACACCUAAUGAUUAAAAGUUCUCUGUGAUGCAUGGAAAUUCAGAGCAAUAAAGUCAUUA